AGACUGUUGACAUUCAGGGAUGUGGUCAUAGAAUUCUCUGUGGAGGAGUGGCAAUGUCUGGAUACUGCUCAGCAGAAUUUGUACAGGAAUGUGAUGUUAGAGAACUACAGAAACCUGGUCUCCCUGGGUAUUGCUGUCUCUAAGCCAGAGCUGAUCACCUAUCUGGAAGAAAGGAAAGAGCCUUGGAAUCUGAGCAGACAUGAGAGAGUAGCAAAACACCCAGGUAGGUGA
Messenger RNA from Piliocolobus tephrosceles (Ugandan red Colobus), 231 nucleotides. Its product is annotated as zinc finger protein 679-like. The transcript has 2 exons. The record is from RefSeq and is a predicted model, not a curated record. NCBI's taxonomy places the organism in Eukaryota, Metazoa, Chordata, Mammalia, Primates, Cercopithecidae. Gene Ontology annotation, biological process: regulation of DNA-templated transcription. The annotation marks the transcript as partial.